AUGGCAUUGGGAUGUCUUCAUAAUCUCUCUGGCCAUAAUGGCAACCAGAUAAUGUUCAUAUCUGAAGAAUUUCUUGAAGACCUUGGUGAUAUUUUAUGUGAUUGUAGUAACCCUGAUGCCCAAAGACAUUCAGCUGCUGUCAUCAGGAAUCUUGUUGAUGGAGACUUCAUGCAGAUUAUCAAACGUAGAAGCUUGGAAAUGCUAACUUCAAUCAUCAUGAAGACAGAAUGCAGAGCAGAAGUUCUUGGUGAAGUUACAGGUGCCAUAUCAAUUCUUGCUGCUGAAGAUGAUAUUAAACAUUGUUUGGCAGAGAUAGAAGAUGGCAAAGUGUUUGAGAAAUUAGUGAAAAUGGCCUCACAAAAUCCAAAUCCUGAAGUCCAGUAUAACUGUGCUGGGACACUCUGUCAAAUACUCAUUAAUGAAGUUCUGCCUGAUUAUCAGAAAGAAGAAAAUUUGCAUGACAUCAUUGCAUACCUUAAUGCAUUUCUCAAAUCCACCGAUCCAAAUUUUGUUCACCUUUCUCUUUGGACAAUCAGAAAUCUUUUAACAGAUGAAAUAUUUUUCAAUACAUUCAAAGAACAUGAAAUUGAAACUGUCAUCCAUGAAACAUUGGAUUCGGAUAUUGAUUUGGAAACUGGCACUAUUUCCAAACUUGCCCAUCGCAUCCUCAAACAUUUAGCUGAAGAUGACAUCCUGUCAAUCCCACCUUAG
Messenger RNA from Acanthosepion pharaonis, 711 nucleotides. The record is from the annotation of a GenBank genome assembly. NCBI's taxonomy places the organism in Eukaryota, Metazoa, Mollusca, Cephalopoda, Sepiida, Sepiidae.